AUGGAUUGGUACUCAUGGCUAUCUAAGACAAACAUCGAUCCAAAAAUGGUGUAUCACUACGCCGGAGUAUUCGUCGGGAACGAUCUCCAAGAGGACGAUCUGCCUCUCUUCACCCACGAUUUCCUCCAGAGCAUCGGCGUCGCCGUCGCCAAGCACCGCCUCGAGAUCCUCAAGCGCGCCGCCGGCGGAAAACCCCCGUCGCCGUCGUCCAGGCUCGUUUCCGCCAUUAACAAGACGAGAAAGCUCCUCAAAAAGAACAUUGCCGCCAGGUGGGCUGGAAUUCGGAGGAUCGGAAGCAAGUUUCCAGCGUCGAAUGCGGCGGCGGCGCGUAGGGGUAUGUGGUCGGGGCCGUUGGCGGCGGCGGCGGAGUGCGGCGGCGGUGUCUGUGUAUCGUUUUCGGGUCCGCUUGAUGGGAGAUCGGUAAUGGCGAAUUCGUGGAGGUGCAGCCCGUUGGUUAAUAGGGAGAAGAAGAUAAGUCCGAUGAGCCGAUGGGAUCUCAGCCCCAAAUUGAACGGCGCCGGCGGAGAUGGUGGCGGCGUUCAGUCAUCGCUCUGGUCUUUGAUGUUUCAUGACAUAAAACCCACAUAG
Molecule: messenger RNA, 588 nt
Organism: Andrographis paniculata
Lineage: Eukaryota; Viridiplantae; Streptophyta; Magnoliopsida; Lamiales; Acanthaceae
Exons: 1
Coding region: 1-588 (195 amino acids)
Molecular function (GO): protein binding
Source: RefSeq, a predicted model, not a curated record